CGAAAUUUUACAAAAAAAAAUUGGCGAUGGGAGGAAUUGAGCUGCUUGGUCUGCAAUUCAAAGCUUUGUUGAAGAAGAAUCUGAUACUCUCCCUGCGGAACAAGCGAUCGACGUUUAUCCAACUCUUCUCUUCGUUGUUCUUCAUUUUCCUCCUGUUUGGCAUCGACAGAGCAAUCAAUGCUCAAAACGGCAACACGACGACGUACGAGGACAUUCGGGAUCCGAAGCCGUUGGUGGCUCCGGCGAUCCCUCCAUGCGAGGACAAGUACUUUGUUAAGCUACCUUGCUACGACUUCGUUUGGAGCGGGAACGAAAGCCGGACCGUUGACAGGAUCGUUAGAGCCAUUAGAGAGAACAAUCCCGACAGACCCAUUCCCGAUACUAAGGUUAAAUCGUUUAGGACUACUGGUGAUGUAGAUGAAUGGCUAUUCAAUAAUCCUAUGCAUGUCCCGGGAGCUUUGCAUUUUAGAGAACUUAAUGGAAGUGUGAUUAGUUAUGGUUUACAGACUAAUUCUACUGCAAUGAUAAGACGGGGACAAAUUGAAGAUCCCACACUUAAAUUCCAAAUUCCACUACAAGUUGCUGCAGAACGUGAGAUUGCUAGGUCACUAAUUGGAGAUCCAAACUUUGGAUGGACUGUUGAAUUCAAGGAAUUUGCUCACCCCGCAGAGGACAACUUUUCCACGUUGGCUACUGUUGGACCCAUUUUUUUCCUUGCGAUUGCAAUGUUCAGUUUCGUGUUCGAGAUUGGUUCGUUGGUGUCAGAGAAAGAACUCAAGCUUCGACAGGCUAUGACUAUGAUGGGUCUUCUUGAUUCUGCCUAUUGGUUAUCAUGGCUCACAUGGGAGGGAUUCAUGACACUUAUUUCGUCACUCUUUAUAGUUCUGUUUGGAAUGAUGUUUCAGUUUGAUUUUUUCUUGAACAACAGCUUUGCCGUUCUCUUCUCUGUCUUCUUCCUUUUCCAACUCAAUAUGGUUGGUUUCGCCUUCAUGCUGUCAUCAUUCAUUAGCAAGUCAUCUUCAGCCACUACUAUUGGUUUCUUCAUUUUUAUAAUCGGUUUUUUUACCCAGAUUGUUACUACUGCUGGAUUCCCCUAUACUCAUAACUUUAGUCAGACUCUUCAAAAUAUCUGGUCAUUAUUCCCGCCCAAUCUUCUUGCUGAAGCACUAAAUCUUCUUUCUGGGGCUACUAACACUCCACAAGACAUUGGAGUUAGCUGGAGUAGACGAACAGAAUGUGCUCCAAAUGAUGACGAGUGUAUAAUAACAAUUAAUGAUAUCUACAUAUGGUUGGUGGCAACAUUUUGUGUGUGGUUUGUUUUGGCUAUCUACUUCGAUAACAUAAUUCCAAAUGCAUCUGGUUUGAGAAGACCAGUAUUUUACUUUUUGAUGCCUGGGUAUUGGACGGGGAAAGGUGGAAAGGAAGAAGAGGGUGGCAUCUGUAGUUGUAUUGGUUCAGCUCCACCUGUGGAGCAUAAUACUCCCGAUGAUGAAGAUGUCCUUCAAGAGGAAAACCUUGUUAAAACACAAACAAUGGAGGGUACAGUUGAUCAAAAUGUUGCAGUUCAAAUACGCGGUCUUGCAAAGACAUAUCAUGGGACCAGAUCCUUUAGUUGCUGCUGUAAAUGCAAGAAAACUGCACCAUACCAUGCUGUUAAGGGCUUAUGGGUGAACCUUGCAAAGGAUCAACUAUUUUGUCUUCUUGGACCCAAUGGAGCUGGAAAAACCACAGCAAUCAACUGCUUGACUGGCAUAACACCUGUGACUAGCGGAGACGCACUGAUCUAUGGUAACUCUGUUCGAAGAUCUGUUGGUAUGUCAAAUAUUCGGAAAAUCAUCGGAGUUUGUCCUCAGUUUGAUACUUGGAAUGCUCUAUCUGGUCAAGAACAUCUUGAGUUGUUUGCUAAUGUCAAAGGCCUACCUACAUCUACAAUCGAGUCGGUAGUUGAGAAGUCACUGGCUGAGGUCAGACUCACAGAAGAUGCAAAAGUGAGAGCUGGGAGUUACAGUGGAGGAAUGAGGCGUCGACUCAGUGUUGCAAUUGCCCUUCUAGGGGACCCAAAGAUGGUCAUUUUGGAUGAACCGACUACCGGUAUGGAUCCAAUAUCCAGAAGGCAUGUCUGGGACAUAAUAGAGCGCGCAAAGAGAGGUCGUGUCAUUGUCUUGACAACGCACUCUAUGGAAGAAGCUGAUGUUUUAAGCGACCGUAUAGGAAUCAUGGUAAAGGGUAGGCUCAGCUGCCUCGGAACCUCAAUCAGGUUGAAGUCACGAUUCGGUACUGGUUUUAUUGCUAAUGUUAGCUUCACUGGAAGCAACAAUGGGCUCAGCCCUCCCGAUGGAGAUGCAGUCGACACAGCAUACCAACAGGAGUCUGUAAAGCGGUUCUUUAAAAACCGUCUAGAUGUGGAGCCAAAGGAGGAGAACCGAAAUUACUUGACAUUCGUCAUUCCGCACGAUCGAGAAAAGCUUCUUACUAAAUUUUUCAAGGAGCUAGAAGAGAGAGAGCAGGAAUUCGGCAUAGCGGAUAUACAACUUGGUCUUACAACCCUCGAAGAAGUUUUCUUGAACAUCGCAAGGCAAGCGGAGUUAGAAAGCGCGGCAGCCGAAGGACGACUAGUAACUUUGACGCUAACAUCCGGAGCAUCAGUUCAGAUACCCGUAGGUGCAAGGUUUGUGGGGAUUCCGGGAACGGAAUCUGCCGAGAAUCCUAGAGGUAUCAUGGUUGAAGUCUACUGGGAGCAAGAUGAUUCCGGGACACUCUGCAUUUCUGGUCACUCUGCCGAAAUUCCAUUACCUCAUAAUGCUCAGCCGAUGGUUUCUCCGCCUAAUACCUGGAACCCCUUUGGCCGGAGGGUACCAGUUCGAGGAGUCGUGAUCGACCCGAACGACAAUGUCACACCUACUUCAUAGCCAUUCAUAAUGGACACCUUAUUUUCAUACUCUUUUUGCAUGUUUGCUUGAACCACUAUAGUCUUCUUUCAGGUCUUCUGAGUUUUUGUUUUGUUUUACUUUUUAGUGGGGGGUAUAGAACAUAAUUUUUUUUGUAAUUA
Hibiscus syriacus is the source of this 3049-nucleotide messenger RNA. Its product is annotated as ABC transporter A family member 2-like. NCBI's taxonomy places the organism in Eukaryota, Viridiplantae, Streptophyta, Magnoliopsida, Malvales, Malvaceae. Gene Ontology annotation, molecular function: ABC-type transporter activity; ATP binding; ATP hydrolysis activity. Gene Ontology annotation, biological process: lipid transport; transmembrane transport. Gene Ontology annotation, cellular component: intracellular membrane-bounded organelle; membrane. The record is from RefSeq and is a predicted model, not a curated record.